UAUUUCUUUCUUUCUCUUCUCUAUUUUGGAAGUUGAAUUAAAUCAGCUAAAACAAUGUAUCUACUUGAAAACUGACACCGUCAACGGUGUUCUCUACUACAAGUCAGGCUUUGAAGUGAACCUGAAUGUAAAACGUCGCCGGCGGUGAAGGAAACAUAUUACGCUGGGCAAAUCUCUCGCCGCCGCAAUGGAGGACACUUCAUCGUAUCCACCUAUCGACCCCACCAACUUCGAUAUCAUCAUCGUCGGGACAGGGCUGCCGGAAUCCAUCCUCGCCGCCGCCGCCUCUGCCGCCGGGAAAACCGUCCUCCACCUCGAUCCCAAUCCCUUCUACGGCAGUCACUUUGCUUCUGUUCCCCUUCACGAAUUCACUUCCUUCCUACAAUCCCAAUCUUCCCACCACUCCCCGCCGCCGUCCGCCACACCAGGCGGCGGCGACCACACCACAGCCGAUCUGGCCUCCCGGCCCAUGUACUCCGAGGUCGAGAUAUCUUCCCACUUCGCCGAACCUCUUGAGCUCUCCAGGAAAUUCAAUCUCGAUUUGGCUGGCCCUAGGGUUCUGUUCUGCGCCGAUACAGCCGUUGAUCUCAUACUGAAAUCAGGCGCUAGUCAGUAUAUGGAGUUCAAGAGUGUUGAUGCGAGCUUUUUGUGUGGCGGUGAAGGGAACUUGUUGAGUGUGCCUGAUUCGCGGUCGGCGAUAUUCAAGGAUGCAAAUCUAGGUCUUGCCGAGAAGAAUCGGUUGGGGCGCUUCUUCAAGCUUGUUGAGGGGCAUUUGAAGGCAGCUGAAUCGGGAGAUGGUGAGAGCGGUGAUAGUAGUAGGAGGAUUCCGGAGGAGGAUUUGGAGAGUCCUUUCGUUGAAUUCUUGAACAAAAUGCGGUUGCCGCCGAAGACAAAAUCGAUUAUUCUAUAUGCAAUAGCAAUGGUUGAUUAUGAUCAAGACAAGUUGGAGGUUUGUAAAGAUGUUCUGAAGACAAGGGAUGGAAUAAAUCGAUUAGCGCUUUACCACUCUUCAGUUGGCAGGUUUCCAAAUGCACCUGGUGCAUUGCUUUACCCUAUUUAUGGCCAAGGGGAACUGCCUCAGGCAUUUUGCCGUCGUGCUGCAGUCAAGGGUUGUGUAUAUGUUCUUCGAAUGCCUGUAAAUGCUCUACUGAUGGACAAGGAUACUGGGAGUUACAAAGGUGUUGAGCUGGCUUCUGGUCAGGAAUUAUUCAGCCUUCACUUGAUCCUUGGACCAUCAUUUGUCAUACCAUCACCACUAGUUAAAUCAUCUUCAGAAUUCCUGCAAGGUACAUUAAAAGAUUUUGGGCCUCAAGGUGUUGGGAAGAAGGUGGCCAGGGGAAUUUGCAUCACAAAUAGUUCCUUGAAGCCAGAUGCUUCAACUUUUCUGGUUGUAUAUCCUCCUAAAUCUCUAUACCCAGAGCAGGCCACAUCAAUCCGAGUUCUCCAGAUUGGUAGCAGUUUAGCUGUUUGCCCAAGUGGCAUGUUUGUGUUGUAUCUUUCAGCUUUGUGUAAUGAUGCCAUUGAAGGAAAAAAAUCACUGCAUGCAGCUGUAAAUGCCAUGUUUUCAGUCCCUAUUACUGGAACACCUGAAAGUAGUUCCAGUGGUGAAAGUGAGAAUGCAGAAGUGAAGCCCACUUUACUCUGGAGUGCUCUGUAUAUACAGGAAAUGGCUACAAGUUCAUUUGGAUCCAUUACCUCUACCCCUAUGCCAGAUGCAAAUCUGAAUUACAGUGAUCUUCUGGACACAACCAAGGAGCUGUUUCACAGAAUGUUUCCAGAUGAAGAAUUCUUUCCCGAGGCAGCUUUUUCUGAGCCAGAUGAUGGGAGGCUUGAUCAAAGUCCUAAUAGCGAUUUAGUGGAUGCUGGUGGGCACAAUCAAAGUCCUGCCGAGGAGUCACUGGAUUCACAACAGCAAUUAGACUAAGCCAUCGAAGUCGUGUUAUAGGUUUGCUUCUUCCAACACAUUUUUCUUGAAUUUGCAGCUCUGGGUGCAUGGAGGAGACGAGAUAUUUCUUCUCCUUAGGGAAUUUUUAGUUGUUAAACAUGGAAAAGACACCCCCAGGGAACCAUCUGCAGUUGCCUGCACUUGCAAGUCCCCUAUCAGUUGAACCAUUUUCAGUGGAACAGAAAAAUGAGCCAACCUCUUGUAGUUGGGGAACAUACAGUUUAUACUUUUAUGGCUUAUUAAUUAUUGUAUUAUUGGGUCGACAAUGAAGAAACUCAUGUUUAAUUAUUACUGUGCAAACAAUAGAAGGAUUGAUUUUAUUGCA
This is a messenger RNA of Diospyros lotus (date-plum), 2270 nucleotides long. RefSeq names its product rab escort protein 1. Bases 188 to 1924 code for a protein of 578 amino acids. The record is from RefSeq and is a predicted model, not a curated record. Gene Ontology annotation, cellular component: Rab-protein geranylgeranyltransferase complex; cytoplasm; nucleus. Gene Ontology annotation, molecular function: GDP-dissociation inhibitor activity. Gene Ontology annotation, biological process: small GTPase-mediated signal transduction; vesicle-mediated transport; intracellular protein transport. The transcript is spliced from 9 exons. Lineage: Eukaryota; Viridiplantae; Streptophyta; Magnoliopsida; Ericales; Ebenaceae.